This is a messenger RNA of Dicrocoelium dendriticum, 1997 nucleotides long. NCBI's taxonomy places the organism in Eukaryota, Metazoa, Platyhelminthes, Trematoda, Plagiorchiida, Dicrocoeliidae. The record is from the annotation of a GenBank genome assembly.
GCCACCCUACUUUCUCCUACGGGCGUCGGUAAGAUGCAGGACAGUGUAGAAAAACCUAGUUCGGAUUGUGCUCAUACGUGCGCCAUUUGUCUGCGGAAGUCAUUUUACGUUUGUCCCCGAUGUGGGAUCAAUUACUGCUCUCUUGACUGUUACCGUGCGCCGUGUCAUAAUCAAUGUUCGGAAUCUUUUUAUCGUGACUGCUGCGUGGAGUCGAUGCACAAUAGUUUUGCAAGCGGAACUGUCCGUACAAGCGUCGCUGACAUACUUGCUCGUGAAGCUUCCGCCUGGCGAGAUGAUUCGUGCAUCAGAAUAACAACGGAUGACGCGGACGAUGUCGACGCAUCCGAUACUGAUGUCCAACAAAUAAAUAGUGAUCUUUCUUCUCGGUUUUAUGACUUGGCAUUGGAAUCGGACCGCACUGACGAGCGCGAUUUGUGGUCUCACCUGACCUUAAAAGAGCAGCGGGAUUUUCGCCGUCUCUUGAAUUCUUCUCAUAUCUCACACUAUGUGCCUGUGUGGGUGCCAUGGUGGUCUGAGUCAAAGAAGGUUCAAAUACAGGAGUGUUGCUCUUCUGAUAGCGGCGCCAAUUACGGACCACCAGCUGUCAAACUCAGGAGUUUGCUUCCAUCCGGAAGGCUUCCUCAUCCUUCCGUCGGUUUUGUGCUUGCGGACGUCUUACUUGGGCUGAUAUUUCUAUCCAGGUAUUACAAUGGGGAUUACAAUGACUUGUCCCUAGAAGCCGCUGAGAAUUUAUGCAAUAUUGUGGCUUCUUUUGGACAGCCGGUCAACCGCAAGUCUACUCCUCACAGAAAGAAGAACCGUACGAUUGUUUUGACUCCUGUCAAUUUCAAAUCUGGCCCCGCAUAUAGUAAUAUUUCUGAAGUUGCCGCUUCCGUGCAAAACCGGUUGUGUGAACGAAAAUUACCAUGCAGCCAAUAUAUGAUGAUAGGUUUCCUGGAGGAUUUGCGAGCAAUACUAUCCUCCGAACAGCAUGUGAACAGGGCUUUGUGUGAACUCCGUUUGUUUAUCGACACCGUUUCAGCACUACCGCUAGAGCAUUGUGAGGAGAAAGUUAAAAGGCCGCUUCAGAAUGUGUACAGGAAGCUUGUAUUUCUUCAGUCUUGCUUCAAUUCGGAUGAUCCGUCUACUACACAAUGGCGAAACUCGAUUUAUCUAGGUCUUAGGAAACAAGUUUCCGAUGAACUCUGCAUUCGAGUGACGAACUCCGACUGCGAAGGGGUAAAGACGCAGCAGCAGCGACCAAUAGCUGGACCCAAUUGGCAAAACAUGAUUCGAGAUAUUUCAUACCACACUCAACAGUCCUGUGUGCCUCCAAGACUGCCUAUUGAGCUCUGUGCUGGUACGGAUAAAUGAUCUUUAUGCAUUUUAUCUUUUCUUUUUUCAACCUAAUGGCCUUCUCUUCUUCGUGACAUUCAACGGGCGACGUGUCGGUUUCGUGUAGAAACAAGGCAUUUAGCUGGUUGCUAAACCGCCUUGGAACCUUUCCUUUCUUCAAUCAUCUCAUUAGCAGUCCUUUGAUUUACUGAGCGCUUCGUCAUACUAGCGUCACACAUUCCGACUACAUGUGAGAUCGAUAUGAAAACUCGAGUCCCCGUUUUCAGUCCAUCUCUUUUGCCUUUUUGGUCGGCUUCCAUCCCUUUCGGCCAUCCUCAAAGUUUAUACGGCCCUUGUUCCGCCCAUCAUAUCCUGCCCUUUCGAUUAUCUACUCACCCGUUGAUUUUCACUGUUCAACUUGUACUGUCAUGUGCGAAAACAGGCGUCUGUUCCCGUUAAUUCGCUUUUUUAAACAUCAUCCGUUAUUUCGCUUGUUUUCUUAAUGUCCGCUUCCAUCCCUCAACCCUUUCCCAUAUUCUUCCCUGAUUCCAAUAAAUCCGCCAAACACAUUGGAGGUGCAUCACUUCUAGCGUAUCUGUUUCGUCGGAAGAGAAACAAGCAAUCGAAGGUCUAACCCUUGAAUGUUCGCAAAUACGAAAUUC